Messenger RNA from Penicillium manginii, 1035 nucleotides. Its product is annotated as Efg1 domain-containing protein. NCBI's taxonomy places the organism in Eukaryota, Fungi, Ascomycota, Eurotiomycetes, Eurotiales, Aspergillaceae. The record is from RefSeq and is a predicted model, not a curated record. The transcript has 2 exons. Gene Ontology annotation, biological process: maturation of SSU-rRNA from tricistronic rRNA transcript (SSU-rRNA, 5.8S rRNA, LSU-rRNA). Gene Ontology annotation, cellular component: preribosome, small subunit precursor; nucleolus. The coding region runs from base 1 to 1035 and encodes 344 amino acids.
AUGUCAGAUAUUCGCCGCGAACGAAGCUCCUCAAAGCGUAAAGGGCGUGAUGCCCCUGAAGACUCCUCCGCACCCCGGAAAAAGCAAAGCCGAACGGCCGCCAACAGCGACGACGAAGACAUCCAAAUGGAGGACGUUGGCAGUGGUGAUGAGAGGCCGUCCAACUUCACCCACAAGCCCAAGGGCAAAUCUGUGGCACCGCGCGAGGAGAAGGAAUACCCCUCUAUUAAUGACUUGAAGAAGCGUAUCCGCGACGUGAAGCGUCUGCUCAACAAGCAGAACCUGCCGGCCGACGCUCGCAUUGUGCAGGAGCGUGCGUUGGCGGGUUAUGAGGAGGAUCUCGCCGAGGAGACGGCGCGGCGGGAACGGUCGUCGAUGAUCAGCAAAUACCACUUUGUUCGAUUCCUUGACCGCAAGACGGCGAAUAAGCAAUUAAACCGCCUCCUCCGCCACGAAAAGGACGACAAACUCGAUGCCAAGAAGAAGAAAUCCCUCGAGCGCAAGAUUCAUGCCGCACAGGUCAACCUCAACUACACGAUCUACUACCCACUCACGGAAAAAUACAUCUCACUCUACCCCAAGUCAAAGGGCAAGACCUCGGAUGACGCAGCUGCCGAGUCGGGCUCCGAGACCGAUAGCAAGAAGCAGAAGGAUCUGCCGGAAGGAGAGAAGCCGGCGCUCUGGUCUGUUGUUGAGAAAUGCAUGAAGGAGAAGACGCUCGACUCUCUCCGCGAAGGCAAACUGAACAUUGGAGCCGAUGGCAAGCCGGUCGCUAAGCUCAUCGCUAAGCCGGCCCCCGCCCCGGCCAAGAAAUCUACUUCGGGCGCAGAUAACAAGAAAACGAAGAAGAAGGAGACGAAGCAAGAGCCGAAGAAAGAAGAGCCCGAGCCGGAGUUCGCUUCGAGGAGGGAACGACGGGCCUACAAGCGUGACCAGCUGGGUCAACGCGAACACCAGCGGGGACAAGGCAAGACUUACCAUGCGCCUGCGCCUGCUGCUGAUGGCAACGAGAGUGAUGGUGGUUUCUUCGAGUAA